UACCACAGUCACCUGUUUCUGUAAGCAGUGAGCGAGAAAAUGUGUAGCUGAAGUUCUUCCCGACUCAUAGAAUAAGCUACGAUAACACCCGCAUGACUGCUGCAAGCACGAACAUAACAAGCUUCGUUCUGUGAGAGCGAGUAUGUAGUCAUCUAGGCUCAUAUACUCAAACUGUAACUCAAUUAGAAGUGGAUAGCGCCUGAAAUGAGAUUCGUAGCUAGCUUCUCUCUAGUUAGUGGAGUUUUGUUGUGCUUUAUUAUUGGAGUAAAGCUCAGUGGUCUAGCAGCUCUUCAGAUAACACGUAUGUCUGUUCCUCCUUGGAUCCAAAGCGGAAGCCAAGAAGCGGUAGUUUUAGAUUGUGAGUACAAUCUCACUGAAAAAGAUAAAUCGAUGGUUGUUAAAUGGUUCUUGAAUAACGACCCAGAGCCAAUUUACCAAUGGAUUCCUGAGUUGAACUCUAGACACGUUUCUUAUCGUUUAGAAGGAAGAGUCAAUAUGAACUAUACAGUAUCUCCGUCCGGCGAUUAUACCAAGUAUCGUGCUAUAAAGAUCCUUAGACCUACUAUAGAUCUAAGUGGUAUGUACACGUGUACAGUUGGAUCCCUGUCAGGCACAGAUUCCAAAGAGAAACAGAUGAUAGUUUAUUCUCCCCCAACUGUAUUCACCCUGAAUUCUACGUACAUAUCAUCCGAUCAUGAACAGAUAAGGUGUCAGGUUGAAGGAGUAUUUCCACUACCUCACUUAACUUUGUACGAGGAGAAGAGUCCCUCGUCGUCUCGACUGUUGACGUCUAAUUUGAAACACAAUAAGAAUCAGGACAGGACAGGUGCCUAUAGCGUAGAGAUUUUAAAGGAUCUGACCAUGGAGGAUUUGAGGGGAGAUGAACCGAAGAUUUUUAAGUGUCUACUAAGUAUACCAGAAACCGAAUAUAAAGCAGAGAAAUCUCUAGUUUAUUAUCCAGCUUCCACAGACGCGCAAGACGUUCCUCUGUAUAUGAGUGUGACUCUUUUGACAUCUUUACUGUUUCUUUACUUACUGGCAUGAAAUGCGGAGGAAAUGUUCUGAAGAAGAAAAUGUGAAGAUUGUUGUAAAAAAAGUCUGAAAAUAGAUUUGGAUUCAUAUCUAGACACAACAGUCAAGUGAAUAUAAAUGUAAAUGUUGCUUUGCUGAACUUUAAAAUGUGUUAUAUUCAAUAACAAAAGGGUUUCCAUCAUUUGUUAACAAAUACUAGCUUCCGCUUCUCCCCGUGUGUUCGUUACAAGUCGCCGACGUUUCACUGUAGUGAUUAUAUGAUGAUUGAUAAAAAUAUCUCGCUGUAUGGUUAAUCUAAAUCUUUGGGUUUUCACCGUUAUUGAAUUUGGUUAUUGUUUGUUACGAACUGUUCAUACAGCUAAAUAAAUACCAGGAACAUUUCAUGGUUUUUGUUUUCAUUCUUCUGUACAAGUAUCUUAUUUAAUUAUUUAAUAUUUGUACAGAGAUUGGAAUGAAAGAUAAUUCCAAUUUUAACUUAAUCAAAAGAGUAUGAAAUGAGAUAUCAGGAAUUUCGUAGUUAAUUGAAUGUGCCCCAGUGUAAAGAAAAACGAAAAAGAGCUAAGGUUUGCACUAAAUCGUUUUAUCUGCGAUACAAAAAUUUGAAACCACAUUUUCAAUACUACAAAUACUUUAAAAUAAACCCGUUGAACUUAAAAAAAUAUCAUCAUACACUCGUUUCGUCUAUUUUAUCUCUUACAUAAUGAGUAUUAUAAUUUAUACCACGGUCCAUUUCUUGACUGUUUUGUUUAUUGCGAAUUGAAUUGCUUAAAGAUUUUCUUAGGAAUGAAAAAUAUAUCAUGGUAUUUUUUACCACUGAUCAAACUACUGAAUGAAAAAAAUAUAGCACUGAUGAGAUGCGAGAUAAUGACAUACAUAUAAAUAGAACAUUCGUAUAUUUGAAAAUUAAUUGUGUCAUGGCAAACUGCAUCCUUCCAGACAAUUCUGAACUAGUCGUUUUAUAAGUUCAGAUCAGCCAUUAGGAUUUAUAUUCAAACUUUCUAAACGUUUUAACAAAGUCAGCUACUAAAUGUUAUAAGAACGUUAACUAGAAGCCACAGAUAGUUUCUACCUCUUCAAGAUACCUUCCUCAAUAUGCGGAUUUGUUAUUCAUGAAAGUGAUUGAUGUUGUCAUGUAGAUGACAUUUAGAUUUGGGUUAGUUCCAUUACGAAGGAUAAUGUUUUUUCCCACAGAAUGAAGUCUUUGCACAUACUGUUGUAACUGUAAUGAUGAAUGUGAACUACAUUCACUCAAAGCGAUGGUUUAAAAUCUUAUAAUUUGCACUCAACUGCAUUUCUGUAAAAAGUUGUAAUAGCGACAAAUAUCAACAGAAAAGCACAUUUAUCGUUUCAUGACCGUUAUCCUUCUAUACAUUUUUAAUGCUCUUAUGUAUUUUUUUUUGUAUUGAAUAAUCAUUUUUCAUUGGCAAAACUGUUUUAAACAAUCGUGUUUAGUGUUUAUGUUCGGUACAUACGAAUACAUUCGCUAAUAACCCAAAUUGAGAUUAAUUUCAUGAAUAUCCUUUAUAAUUAAACAGUUAGUAAAAGACAGUUUGUAAAUGAAAAAUGUAUCAAAAAGAGUGCAAAAAGGGAUAUAGGAAUGGUACAGUUAUACACAGAUCAUCCCUACAUGAUAUUCAAUUUCAAUAUUAAAAUAUAAUGUUACACUGUCGAAUGCACCAGUGCAAAAUGGUUACGAGGCUGGUCAAUUCGUUGUACGUCAAUUUUCCUUGUACAUAAUUCUUAGGCUCUUAGUUACACUACAUUGAUACCUACCCUGACAAGACCAUGAUAUUAUGAUAAACAAACGGUCAGGAAUAUAUAACUUUCAACUGUAAUAUGCAGUCAAUUGUGU
Molecule: messenger RNA, 2884 nt
Organism: Limulus polyphemus (Atlantic horseshoe crab)
Lineage: Eukaryota; Metazoa; Arthropoda; Merostomata; Xiphosura; Limulidae
Product: hemicentin-1-like
Exons: 5
Coding region: 205-1044 (279 amino acids)
Source: RefSeq, a predicted model, not a curated record